Corylus avellana is the source of this 2508-nucleotide messenger RNA. The record is from RefSeq and is a predicted model, not a curated record. Lineage: Eukaryota; Viridiplantae; Streptophyta; Magnoliopsida; Fagales; Betulaceae.
AUACUUAGAAUAAGUUUUGAUGGAUUGGAAGAAAAUGCGAAGAAUAUUUUUCUUGACAUAGCCUGUUUCUUUAAAGGAAAUGAUGUAAAAUAUGUUCGAGAAAUGCUUGACAGUUGUGGUUUCCACUCAAAUACUGGUAUCGUUGAGCUAAAGGAUAAGUGUCUCAUAACUGAGGAUCGUGGAUCCAUCAUGAUGCAUGACUUGGUGGAACAAAUGGGUAAAGAAAUUGUCAGACAAGAAUCACCCAAAAAUCCUGGCAAGCGCAGCAGAUUGUGGUUUCAUGAAGAUGUUCGGCGUGUCCUAGAAGAUGAUAUGGGAACAAACAAAGUUGAAGGCAUAUUGAUAGAUUUGCCUGAACCAAUACAUUUAAGUCUCAAAGCCUUUGAGAAGAUGACAAGUCUCAGACUACUUAUAUGUCGUAAUGCAUGUCUUUCUGAAGAACCUAAUUUUCUCUCUAAUGAGUUAAGACUGAUAGAUUGGGUUGGAUAUCCCGGAGAAUAUUUUCCACCCAAUUUUCGUGGAAUGAACCUUGUGAUUUUAAGAAUGGUUGAUAGUCGCAUCAAGACAUUGGAGGGAGUUGAGUGUUUCCAAAGCUUGACAACUAUGAAUUUCUAUGACUGUGAAUUCCUUGAAAAAAUCCCUGAUAUUUCAAGGAUCCCAAAUUUAGAGUCGUUGGUACUUUUUAAUUGCGGAAAUCUAGUUGAGGUUCAUCAUUCUGUUGGAUCACUUAAUAAGCUCAACAACCUGUCCAUUUCCCGUUGCUCUAAUCUUAGAAGUUUCCCGAAAAGCUUCAAGUCUAGAUCUCUAGAGGAAAUCAAUUUUUGUCAUUUUUCAAUGCUUAAGAGCUUUCCUAAAAUGGAAUGUUUAGAGGAUAUUUACUGUUGUGAUUCCUUAAGGGCACUUGGUUGGGGCUCCAUGUCCACGUUGUACCAAUUAAAUAUAUUCAGGAGUGGUAUUGUUACGCUUUCUCGAUGUAUCGAAAGUUUUGUUGGAUUGAAGUUCCUUUAUUUGGAUGGAUGCAAGAAACUUCGAGAAAUUCUAGGACUUCCACCAAAUGUAGAAGUAGUAAGUGCUUGGGGGUGCGUGUCAUUGGAAAUAUUUUUAGAAGGAAGUAGAAAAUCUCAUUUGUUUAAUACGGAGGAUCCACCAGAGCCUAUGGGGGUUGGAACAGAAAUUCCAGCACAACAAUCAUUGAGAGAGAUAGAUUUAUCGUAUAGCGCUAUUGUUAGCCUUCCUAUAUUGUUCAACAAAUUUGUCAAAUUGGAGGUGCUUCGCUUGAAAAAUUGCAAGCAACUUCGACAAAUUCUAGUACUCCCACCAAAUGUAAGAAAAGUGAAGGCUCCGUAUUGCUCAUCAUUGAAAGUAUUUUUAGGAGAAGCUGGAAGAUCUCAAUUUAAUACAUUUGUCCCACCAAAUCCUUUGUGGGUUGGAACAGCAUCUUCGGCAUUGCAACCAUUGGAACAAAAGUUUCAACUUGAAUGCUCUUUCAAUAGUUUGGAAUUUCUAGAUCUAAGCGGUAGCGCUAUUGUUAGCCUUCCUACAUUCUUCAAUAGAUUUGUUCAAUUGAUUAGGCUUAAAUUGAAAGGUUGCAAGCAACUUCGAAAAAUUCUAGUACUCCCACCAAAUGUAAGAGAAGUGAAGGCUCCGAAAUGCUCAUCAUUGGAAGUAUUUUUAGGAGAAGCUGGAAGAUCUCAAUUUAAUACAUUUGUCCCACCAUAUCCUUUGUGGGUUGGAACAGCAUCUUCGGCACUGCAACCAUCGGAACAAAAGUUUCAACUUGAAUGCUCUCUCAAUAGUUUGGAAUUUCUAGAUCUAAGCGGUAGCGCUAUUGUUAGCCUUCCUAUAUGGUUCAACAAAUUUGUCAAAUUGGAGAAGCUUAACUUGAAAAAUUGCAAGCAACUUCGAAAAAUUCUAGUACUCCCACCAAAUGUAAGAGAAGUGGAGGCUCCGAAUUGCUCAUCAUUGGAAGUAUUUUUAGGAGAAGCUGGAAGAUGUCAAUUGUUUAAUACGUUUGUCCCACCAAAUCCUUUGUGGGUUGGAACAGAAUCUUCGGCACUGCAACCAUUGGAACAAAAGUUUCAACUUGAAUGCUCUCUCAAUAGUUUGGAAUUUCUAGAUCUAAGCGGUAGCGCUAUUGUUAGCCUUCCUAUAUGGUUCAACAAAUUUGUCAAAUUGGAGAAGCUUAACUUGAAAAAUUGCAAGCAACUUCGAAAAAUUCUAGUACUCCCACCAAAUGUAAGAGAAGUGGAGGCUCCGAAUUGCUCAUCAUUGGAAGUAUUUUUAGGAGAAGCUGGAAGAUGUCAAUUGUUUAAUACGUUUGUCCCACCAAAUCCUUUGUGGGUUGGAACAGAAUCUUCGGCACUGCAACCAUUGGAACAAAAGUUUCAACUUGAAUGCUCUCUCAAUAGUUUGGAAUUUCUAGAUCUAAGCGGUAGCGCUAUUGUUAGCCUUCCUAUAUGUUGUAGUACAGCGAACGGAGCUGCGUUAACGAAAAGAAAGAUGGGAUAA